Cladophialophora carrionii CBS 160.54 is the source of this 1443-nucleotide messenger RNA. RefSeq lists its product as uncharacterized. The transcript has 2 exons. Gene Ontology annotation, cellular component: plasma membrane. NCBI's taxonomy places the organism in Eukaryota, Fungi, Ascomycota, Eurotiomycetes, Chaetothyriales, Herpotrichiellaceae. The coding region runs from base 1 to 1443 and encodes 480 amino acids. Gene Ontology annotation, molecular function: ammonium channel activity. The record is from RefSeq and is a predicted model, not a curated record. Gene Ontology annotation, biological process: ammonium transmembrane transport.
AUGGCCAACGGUGGCGAUCCCCAAGUGACCGAUGUCAACCUCCCAUACACCGGCCUUGAGUUCCACUACGUCUACCAGGUCAUCAUGGGCAUGCUUGUGUUUGUCAUUGUCCCUGGUAUCGGUCUGCUCUACGGCGGCCUGACCCGCCGGAAGUCUGCCCUGGCAAUGGUCUUCCAGGCUUGGACGGUCAUGGCGGUUUGCACCUUCCAAUGGGCAUUUUGGGGAUUCUCGCUUGCUUUUUCUCGAAACGGCGGUCCCUUCAUUGGCACCCUGAAGAACUUCGGCAUGAUCGAUGUCAUGGCUGCGCCAUCCUGGGGCUCUGCGGUCAUCCCUGAUAUCGUCUUCGCCUUUUACGAGCUAAUGUUCUGCGCGUGCGCAACCAUGAUCGUCGUCGGCGGCUCGUUCGAGCGUGGUCGCAUUAUUCCUUCCAUUAUUUUCGGCUUCUGCUGGGCGACCAUCUGCUACUGCCCGAUUUCUUACUGGACCUGGAAUGCAAAUGGCUGGCUAUUCACCUUUGGUGCUCUUGACUUUGCUGGCGGCGGGCCCGUCCACAUCUCGAGCGGCACCGCUGGUUUGGCAUACGCUCUCGUCCUUGGUAAACGCAGCCGCUAUGGGGAGAAGCACAUCUACAAGCCUCACAACGUCACCAUCGUCUUCCUCGGAACAGUUCUGAUUUGGUUCGGCUGGUUCGGCUUCAACGGCGGUUCUGCCCUUAACGCCAGUGUCCGCGCGAUGAUGGCGGUGUGGAACACCAACAUGGCUGCGGCGACCGGUGUAGCUGGCUGGGUCAUGAUGGACUACAUCAAGCACCGCAAGUUCUCCGUUGUUGGUGCGUGCGAGGGUGUUAUCGCUGGCCUCGUGGGUAUCACCCCCGCCGCUGGUUUUGUCUCAGUUUGGUGCGGAGCAGCGAUUGGAUUCAUCACGGCCAUUGUGGUCAACCUUUUCGAGCCAGUGAACGACUGGCUUCAUAUCGACGACGGUCUUGAGGUGUUCAAACUGCACGGAAUCGGCGGCAUGUGCGGUGCCUUCCUCACUGGAAUCUUCGCCUCGGCAUCAGUUUCAUCCCUCGACGGCUUUACGGUCGUGCACGGAGGCAUCGACGGCAACGGCACCCAGAUCGCCAAGCAGCUGGCCGAAAUUGCCGCCAUUGCCGCCUGGUCGUUCACACUGUCUUACAUCAUGCUCACCAUCCUCAAAUAUAUCCCUGGCCUGCAUCUCCGCGUCAAGGACGAGGUGGAAAUGAUUGGCUUGGAUCUGGACCAGUUCUCCGACGAGCUGAUUGGAGAGUGGUCUUUGUUCCAGGAUGAGACGGGUGCUCGUCGAGGCUCAGUCCAGCAGAUCAACGCCCAGAUCACCCAAGGUGUCAAUCCGGAGGGAUCGGCCACCCCGCCAUCUGAGAGCGCAACACCGGAGAAGGAGGAGGCCAAGGUUGCGACGGCAUGA